AUGCCAGCCGCGCUUCCAGCGGCCAGUGGGGCUGGCGCACAGGGCUACACAGAGCUGAAUCCCUGCUCUGCCGUGUACAAGCUGUGUGGCUUAGAAGACAAGGCCAGGCAGGCAGGCGGCCGCAGCCACAGGUGGAAGUGGAGUGAAUGUGGAGGUGAGAAGAGGCAGGAGAGCUGGGAACACAGGACCAUCUCGCAAUGCCAAGGGGCCGGCCUGCCUGAGACCGCGGGGCCAGGACACGUCCUGGAGCCCUCGGGCAGCCGAUGGCCCCGUUUCUCCACCUCCUCGUAUCCGCACCCUUUGGCCUUCCGCUGUGACCCUGGCCUUAGCCCCGAGGCCAGCGCUGGUCAACGGGGUGUGAGUGUUAGUGACGCCACCCAAGCUCGGAAGCUGCGGUGCUAG
Rangifer tarandus platyrhynchus (Svalbard reindeer) is the source of this 402-nucleotide messenger RNA. NCBI's taxonomy places the organism in Eukaryota, Metazoa, Chordata, Mammalia, Artiodactyla, Cervidae. The record is from the annotation of a GenBank genome assembly.